Messenger RNA from Populus nigra (black poplar), 839 nucleotides. Its product is annotated as UMP-CMP kinase 3-like. The record is from RefSeq and is a predicted model, not a curated record. The transcript is spliced from 7 exons. Gene Ontology annotation, cellular component: cytoplasm; nucleus. Bases 75 to 716 code for a protein of 213 amino acids. Lineage: Eukaryota; Viridiplantae; Streptophyta; Magnoliopsida; Malpighiales; Salicaceae. Gene Ontology annotation, molecular function: UMP kinase activity; ATP binding. Gene Ontology annotation, biological process: 'de novo' pyrimidine nucleobase biosynthetic process; CDP biosynthetic process; UDP biosynthetic process.
ACUACCUUAAUCUGCUUGCAUUUUUCCCUUUUCCCUUUUCUUUGUAUAUCAUAGGUUUUUCUUUAUAUAAUUCAAUGGCGACUUCUGAAUUCCCAGCUCAAAAGGAUGGAAGCAAAGCUGUUUUACAGGAAACCACUGUGGUGGUAUUUGUUUUAGGUGGUCCUGGUAGUGGAAAGGGCACUCAAUGUCCCAAAAUUGUUGAACACUUUGGGUUUAGACAUCUUUGCGCCGGUGAUCUUCUUCAAGCAGAAAUCGAGUCUGAAUCUGAAAAUGGAACAAUGAUUCAAAACUUCAAGAAAGAAGGAAAGCUUGUCCCUUCUGAGAUAACUGUGAAGCUUCUACAACAGGCGAUGCAGCAAAGUGAUAACAAGAGAUUUAUCAUUGAUGGUUUCCCGCGCAAUGAGGAAAAUCGUGCUGCAUUCGAGAACAUUGUGAGAAUCAAGCCAGAAUUUGUAUUAUUUUUUGAUUGUCCUGAAGAGGAGUUGACAAAACGUAUUCUGAACAGGAACCAGGGAAGGGUGGAUGAUAACAUUGAAACCAUAGGAAAGCGACUUAAAGUCUAUUUCGAAUCAACCUUACCUGUAAUCAACUACUACGACUCAAAGGGGAAGGUUCGGAAGAUUGAUGCUCAAAGGUCAAUUGAUGAGGUAUUUGAGGAUGUGAAGAGUGUUUUUGCCAAGCUCAGACCAGUGGCCAGGGUGGGAUCAACGAAAUAAUGUGAUGUCCUGGGAUUUGCUUCAUGACAGUAGUUUCUUGAGAUUAUUGGUCAGAUCUCUUCAACUUGUAGGAUGAAACAUCAUUUUAGUGUAGGAAAAGAUCUUCUACAGUCUUUUUGACUA